UGACCAAUCCAGUUGUCUGAACGGAUGACAAAUCCAUCGGAACGAAGCUGGCGUCGACUCGCCGCUAACGGUGGAAUGUUGACGGAUUCCCGCCAUAAACAACAACAAAAAACGUUUGCUUUAUUAUUCCGGCGCAUUUGGUGGUUCAUGUGAACGGAACCGCGCGGUCCAGACCCGUCUAACGGUCUACCGAUUAGCGGCUCGGUUCCGUUGGGUUCUCUGGUCCGUGCGGACGUUCCGCUGGGUGAUGUAAUAUGCUAGGACCAUGUUUAAAAAUGUGUUCGGUUCGGGGUUCGUGGUGAGGACGGCUCACGUCAUCCUGACCUGGGUCGUCACGUUGAUUCUGUUCCUUCAUGACACAGAGCUCAGAAAGCAGGAGGAGACGGGCCAGCUGGUUCAGCCGGUUCUGUUCGUGCUUCUGGUUCUGGUGUCGGUGCUGCUUUACUUCGCGGUUUCCCUCAUGGACCCGGGCUUCGUCCUGUCUGAUGAGCGCGACCUACAGUUCACUCUGGGAGUGACGGAGGAGCAGCAGGACAUGAUCCCACCCAGCUGCACCAAGUCCCAGCGCCAGCGCCGCUGCGUCCACUGCCUGCUCCAGCAGCCAAUGAGAUCGAAGCACUGUCAGAUGUGUCAGCACUGCGUCCGGCGCUAUGACCAUCACUGCCCCUGGAUUGAGAACUGUGUGGGCGAGCGAAACCACCGCUGGUUUGUUCUGUACCUGGCGGUCCAGCUGCUGGUUCUGCUUUGGGGGCUGCACGUGUCCUGGACUGGUUUCAGCUUUGCCCCCGGCUGGUCUCCAUGGCUCCGGUCCAACGGAGUGCUGCUGACGGUCUUGGUUCUGCUGGUUCUACUGGCGCUCAUUGUGCUGCUGCUGCUCGGGUCACACCUGUACCUGAUCUCCAUGAACACCACCACCUGGGAGUUCAUGUCUCGCCAUCGCAUCUCCUACCUCAAACACUGCGGCGCAGACGAGAAUCCGUUUGACCGUGGAGCCUUCCAGAACCUCUGGGGCUUCUUCUGCAUGUGGGGCACUGUGGUCUGGGAGCAGGUCUACUUCAGGGAGGACAGCGACCAGGUUUAGGAAGCAGACCUCCUGAUUCAGGUCAUCGGAGCCUAAUUCGUUACAGGUUCUGGUUCUGGAGUGGACUGGUACCAGCUCAGUGUGACUGCUAAGCAGCACCUCAGCGGUUCUUCUAAAACCAGCAUCAGUUCAUCACCUCUAACAGAAAACCAGUUGUGUCUGCAGGUCCUUCAGAGCAGAGUAUUCCGGAUCAGGACCCGUCUUCCUACUUGUCUGCUGUUGGUUCUGUCAGAAACACUGAAUCCAGAUCAGGUUAGGAUGUGGAUCUGACAUCCUUCAGGACCGAUGAGCUAAAGACCAAAGUGUGACUCCAUUUUCCUGAAUUGGCUCCGGAACCUUCCAGCGGGUUCUGUGACCUAGUCUCUGCGCCGCAGUCAGUUCCACGUCCGGUAGAUGUGUCAGUUCACAGAAUUCCAUGAGCAAACGUCCGACGUGAAGGUCCAGGAGUGCAAAUCGGACCUGGUUUCAGAUGACAGGAACGCACUUUCAUCUCCUCCUAGCCUAGCCUAGCCUAGCCGUUAGCUCAUCAGUCCAGAGGAUGUCCAGGCUGCUAAUGGGUGAGAUGGGGCCUGCUGUUGAGUUUCACACAGAAGCACCUUUCAGGAUGAAGUAAAUGGCAGGUUCUGAUAGCUAGAACCAGACCGAACUGGACCUGUUACCUCUGGUGAUCCGAGGGUGUCCAGAUGUGCAAAUACCCGACACAUCUGGAUCCGUGGUCCGGCCCGUCAGCCUGCUGCUCUGUUUACCUCAUCUCUGCACUUCCUGCCUGGUGAAGUCGACUCGCAGUUGUUUCUUGUUCCAGCUGCAGACGGACCAGUUUAAGCCCGUUAGGCCACUGCGAUGUGGGCGGUUCUGCUGCAGCAGGAACCGUUAGAGCAAUAAAAAUGUUGAUUAAUCGUGGCGCCGUAACGAGAACAAACACGACCACAUGUUCUGAUUUAUGCAGCUCUGUCACCUUUUUUACCUCCAACAACAAACAAAUAAAUGAUGUUUGAGUGUU
Molecule: messenger RNA, 2081 nt
Organism: Nothobranchius furzeri (turquoise killifish)
Lineage: Eukaryota; Metazoa; Chordata; Actinopteri; Cyprinodontiformes; Nothobranchiidae
Gene: zdhhc12b
Product: zinc finger DHHC-type palmitoyltransferase 12b
Biological process (GO): peptidyl-L-cysteine S-palmitoylation; protein targeting to membrane
Cellular component (GO): Golgi apparatus; endoplasmic reticulum
Molecular function (GO): protein-cysteine S-palmitoyltransferase activity
Source: RefSeq, a predicted model, not a curated record